UAAACUUGAAUGAAAAACACCGGCGUCAAGCAAGACGACGUUUGGCGUAGGCCUUUGCACGUGCUGAAGUGUCUCGUCGUGUUCCAGUUCAGCAAGGACCUUUGUCCAUGAGUUCAUUUUCUUCUAAAGCCAUGUCAGACUCCAGUGUCCUCUGUGGACCUCGGCGCAUCGUGCCAACCGGACCAACACCACCAACUUUGGACAAACAUUUUGAUUUUUUGGAGUGGAGUCCGGAUGGUAAUCUUUUACUGAUUGGAACCUCUGAUCUCAACUCCCGUGCGUGGGGCGGCUCCAUUUGGCUUUUUGAUACUGAAGAAACUCGUAACGCUGAGUCAGAAAAAGGAUGGUAUCCACAUGCCGGAAAAUGUGUUGUAGGAGCUUCAUUGGAUUGUGGUGUUUCAGUGGGUCGUUUCCUACGGUGUUCAGAUAGGUUUGUUGUUGGCUGCGACUCGGGAGCAAUUCAAAUCAACAGUGUCAAAAAAUAUGCAGAGCUUCCAACAAGUAAUGGUUCAAUAGUGGGUGAGGCUAGUCUUACAGAACAUAACGAUAUGGUAUUGGAUGUGGAUGACUUAGGAGGAGAUGGACUUCACUUUGUUUCCUGCAGCCAAGACAAAAGUAUUAAAGUAUGGGAUCUUGAAGCACUAUUAGCAACACAUACAUUCAAUCCAGCUCAUGCUCAAAGUGUUACCUCCAUUCGGGCUCGCCCCACACAGAGCAGCUGUUUUGCAUCAUGCUCUAGAGAUGGUUCGGCUCUUUUGUGGGAUACAAGAGAUGAGCUUCCAGCCUCCAGUGUUUUGAAAUCCAAUGGAAUUGGACUUACUUCACUUGCCUGGGCCAAUGAUAAUUCUCUUCUUGUUGGAGGAGUCAAUGGGCAGGUGUCUUUAAUUGAUAUUCGAAAUACAAGUGAAAUAAAAAAACUACAGCUUGAGAAUAGACCAACUUUUUCCAUGCGGGCAAUACCAAGUUGCACCGGGUUGAUUGCUGUAUGCCAAGAUCAUUCUAAAGUUUCAGUAGUUGACUGUGAAAAGGAGACACCUGAAAUAAUAUAUACUGAUGACAGUCAUGAAGAUUUUGCUCGUGCAUUAUCAUGGCACCCAAACAAGCUGUCCCUUUGGUCCUGUGGAUGGGAUUCAAAAGUAACCUGUCAUCAGAUAAAGCGGGAAAGCAAUGGUGUAUCUUAAAAUUGUGAUCAUCAAUAUACUCUUAAUGAUAUGUACCUGUUUUUAUCUAUUCCAUUUUGCUGUACUGACUAUUUUUGCUUAAACCAAUUUUUAUCCACAUUACCUGUUAAUUUUUUUUCAUAAUAACUUAAUUACUUACUAUGACAGCAAAUGAAUUACCUACCUUUGUAUCUAUUUAAGUUCAGCAGUGCUUACACUGAAAAACAUUUGUUUUCUCUUUUGUGCAAAUUUGUAAUAAAAACAGUUUUUACUCUGA
Messenger RNA from Frankliniella occidentalis (western flower thrips), 1437 nucleotides. Its product is annotated as methylosome protein 50. Gene Ontology annotation, molecular function: protein binding. Gene Ontology annotation, cellular component: methylosome. Gene Ontology annotation, biological process: oocyte axis specification. Bases 108 to 1181 code for a protein of 357 amino acids. Lineage: Eukaryota; Metazoa; Arthropoda; Insecta; Thysanoptera; Thripidae. The record is from RefSeq and is a predicted model, not a curated record. The transcript is spliced from 7 exons.